AUGUUUACUCAAUUUUUUACGAAAUUAAGUCAAAAUUACCUUGAAUUAUUGAAAGAUGAUAAAUAUUAUGAUACAACAAUUGAAGUUGGUGAAGACCCUAACGUAAAAAUAUUUCAUGCUCAUAGUGCUCCGAAUGAUACGAGUCAACCCGGUCUAGGAGAAAAUAAGAGCUAG
Molecule: messenger RNA, 174 nt
Organism: Rhizophagus irregularis DAOM 181602=DAOM 197198
Lineage: Eukaryota; Fungi; Glomeromycota; Glomeromycetes; Glomerales; Glomeraceae
Source: RefSeq, a predicted model, not a curated record